AUGGCACCCCGCGAAACUCCAAGGGUGACGCCAAAAGUACAACGCAAUAUUUCAACAAAAACGAAUGCUACUAUAACUAAAUCAUCACCAGUAACUGUUAAAAAAGUUAUUAGGACCAGAAAUACCACGGAUAAAAGCAAUAUAAAAAUGACAAGUACAAAGGUGAUUCAAUCACCAAAAGCACCAAAGCAAAAAAUUAAUACUGUUCCAAAAGUAAGCACACCAAAAUCUAAAGAGAAUAAGCCUACAAUUAUCGCUGGAAGUGUGACUAAAAGUGCUAAAAAAGCUAUGUGGAAGAGGCGUCCCAAACCUGCCCAUUCGGGUGUUCCAGUUCCAGAGAAAAUGAAAAGGUUGUUAGAGCGGCAAUUGCAAGAUUCAGAUUAA
Parnassius mnemosyne (clouded apollo) is the source of this 384-nucleotide messenger RNA. NCBI's taxonomy places the organism in Eukaryota, Metazoa, Arthropoda, Insecta, Lepidoptera, Papilionidae. The record is from the annotation of a GenBank genome assembly.